Messenger RNA from Lytechinus variegatus (green sea urchin), 2417 nucleotides. RefSeq lists its product as uncharacterized. NCBI's taxonomy places the organism in Eukaryota, Metazoa, Echinodermata, Echinoidea, Temnopleuroida, Toxopneustidae. The coding region runs from base 1 to 1320 and encodes 439 amino acids. The record is from RefSeq and is a predicted model, not a curated record. The transcript has 4 exons.
AUGACGAUGGAGAUAUCGCCCGACAUUCGACCACCGAGUCGUGGUGUCGGCGGUCUCGGUGAUGCCUGUGACACGAUCCUCGCCACGCUCUUCGUCGUUGGCUGUUUCAUAGCGUGCAAAAGCUCAUACGACUGUCUCAGACGAUGGCGAGGGAAACUCAACGUCGUGGUCAUCGGAUGCGGCCCAGUUGGCCUCACCGCGGCCCUGGUCGCCGUCCGAAGCAAGCGAGCGAAGAAGAUCACCAUAUUCGAGGAGAAGAGGCGAUCGCAGCUCAUGGACCGGCCACACCAAAUCGGCAUCGAGCCGAGGACUGUCGGGUUCUUGAAAAAACUGGGGGUGGAUUUUGAUAACAUGGAGGGAUGCUGGCAUCAGGAGAAAUUCUACACGAGGAUUGGAAUAUUUCAGGAGCAUAUCCUGAGUCUGCUUCAACAGAUAGUCGAACCUCCUCUCGAUAUCAAACUAGGGACUAAGUUUGGAACCGACCAUGUGAACAAACUGACCUCUCCUCGGGCCCUCACCCUCGUGAUCGUCGCAGACGGCAUCAGGGGUACCGGAUCCAACUGCUUAGGCCUCAGCGACGAGUUCAUCCAAGAAACAUGUAAAUCCUUCUGCGCCGUGUCAUCGCUGGAACGCACCGAUCAGCACAGCCUGCCGACCCCGGAGACGCGAGUAUUUCGACUCAAAAUGGACCUGUCCGCUUUCGGAUCCGAGUUCCGGAUACCGGAUAUCAGUCGGGCCGUGUUCUUUUUGAAAAUCUUCGGUACCUUUAGAAACCGGUACAUGAUGUUGAUGUGCCAUAGGGGAGAUUCGAACCUUGUUCGGCAGCUAAGGCUCAAUGUUGACCCAAUGCUGAUGCGCAAUAUAUUCCAAGAGUCCUACAACACCUAUAAGAGCAAGGGUGAACGGAAUAUGUCGGAUGUCGAGGCUCUCAACCUGAAAGCGAGUACCCGACUAACCGAGGUCAAGAUGUCGUACCGGAGAGAACCGCUUGUCUACAUCGAAGAGGAAAACAUGGUUGUGUCGGUAGAGGGCGAUGCCACUAGAAGUUUCAACUACAGUUUAGGUUUUGAGUUGAAUCUCGGUCUCAGGGGACUCGAAUGCCUCGAAAGGUUCAUCGACCAGCUCGUCCUCGCAGACGGUCUCAAGGACAUCGUCCAGGCCCUCAACUUCAAAUCCAAAUGCACCAAGAAACUCAACGAAGAUGCAAUAAAACACAGGCUCCAUGCAGAAAUGAGCAAACAUAAAAGCAAAAACGGUAGUCCAAAUAACAACAAUAAUCAUAAGGAUAACAACAAUUCAGAAAAUGGCAAUGGAUCAUAGCAAAAACACUGGUCCGAUCGGAAUCAAAUCUGCCAUUCCAUUUUCGAUUUUUUUUUUCAAAGAUGUACGUAUAAAGUCUGCACCAUAUUUGGACAUUAAGAUCAAUGCCAUGCAUUUUGUACAUGACUGAAUUGUAUAUUAGUGGCUGGUGUGAUAUUGGAAACUUUGGUCAAAUUUGGACACUGUUAAAAAAAUUUGGAGAACAAUGUCCACAUUUGUUGGCCUUUAUGUUUAUAACCAUGCUCAACGUAGAUAAGAAACAAAAUAAUAUCAGGAAGAUAACAUGAUGCAAUCUGGAACAAAAAGAUGUAAAAUUUAUGUAUCAAUUUAUUUUUUUUAGCUUCGGAAGCGUUUAUGCGCCAAUUUUUUUACCCUAGAAUCACGAUUUGAAACACGUUUUUGGAAACAUUUCUGCAAAUUUGAUUAUAAUUUUUUGUUUUGUUAUGUUAUUUGGUCGCAAGCUCGUUCGAACAUCCUUUGGUUGGAUGUGAUGGGCAUUUUCUUUAUUCAUAGGUUUUUUAUGUUGAUGGGGGCGCUAAAACGGAAUCUAGAACGCAAAAAAGACAGGUUAUCAUUGCAUUGGGACAGCGAGUUACAUGGUGCCAUUGAUUAUACUAUUUCCAUUUUUAUCCUCAAAAUUCUAGGCUCAUGAUAAUAAUAGAAUUUUUCGUGUGUAAGCUAGUGUCUUGAAAAUAACCACGUUAACUUGUGAUGGCAAAGUAAAUGCGAGUGCAAUAUAGGAUGAAUUGUCUUGUAAAUCUCGGUACUUUAUUUUGCUAGAUGUCGUCGAGGUGUCUAAUAAAUCGUUUUAUACUCUUUUCUGUAACAUCACAUCCCUGGCGGAUGGUGAUGGUAUUUUAUACCUAAAAAUGCAAGAAAACACACGUUUUUCAUAUCCAUGCAAUUCAUGGUGUUCAUAAAUGAUGGUAUUGCGUUACAUGCAUGUGUGUGGUAUAAAGUUGAACCGUAACAUGGGCGGAAAUCCCAGGGGGGACAGGGGGACGCGUCCCCUACUCAAUAAUAUAGUAUGGGGUGGACACAAUAUCAAAUGUCCCCCUACUCUUUUUUUUGUCUUUGUGAUGAAAAUAAAUACAACA